GUUUUUGCUCUUGUGAUUGUCGGAGUCGAGAGUUUCUUUGGCAAGAAGGGCAUACCGCUUUUGCAACAAAGGCAGAGGCUGAUGCUGAGGUCCUUGAGAUAUUGGAACUAUAUAGACGAAUAUAUGAAGAAUAUCUGGCAAUACCUAUUGUGAAGGGUAAGAAGAGUAAGCUAGAGAAAUUUGCUGGUGGCCUUUAUACGACAAGUGUUGAGGCCUUCAUCCCAAACACUGGGCGAGGUAUACAAGGUGCCACAUCACAUUGCUUGGGUCAAAAUUUUGCUAAAAUGUUUGAGAUAAAUUUUGAGAAUGAGAAGGGAGAAAAGUCUAUGGUUUGUCAAAAUUCUUGGGCAUAUAGUACUCGAACGUGGUUACUCUGCAUUGGAUUGUCAGUAUGAUCAUCUUUCAAUGCAAGAGAGUGUUGUGGAUGCUUUGCCUUUGAUGGGGAUUUACCCAACUCAUCCUUUGUGUUCAACAUUGGAUCUUGUGCCUAGUCCAAGUGCAAUCCAAGAAGAUUUAUUGUUUGGAUAUGGAAAUGGGUAUGGAGUUUUGAAUCAAGAAAUAAGUCCUGUUGGGUUUGAAACAGAGCCUCAGAGUCAGAACCAGCCAUUGCUAUUGUGUGACGAUAAUGAGGAAACUCAAGAGGAGUUUGUUAAAGAAAAGACGGUUAAUAAUAAAAGAUGUAGUGAGGAGAAGAGUAACAGUUCAAAGACAUUGUCAAGAAAGACAAUAUCUGAGUACUUCUAUAUGCCAAUAACACAGGCUGCAAAGGAAAUUGUUGGGUUGACACUGUUGAAGAAAAGGUGUAGGGAAUUGGGUAUUCGUCGCUGGCCUCAUAGAAAGUUGAUGAGCCUCCAAACCCUAAUCAAGAAUGUUCAGGAAAUGGAUAAGGGACAGAAAAAAGGCGCUGAGGGAAGGUUGAAGGAGGCUAUUGAUGUAUUGGAGCAAGAGAGAAAGUUAAUGGAAGAGGUCCCUGAUAUGCAACUUGAAGACAAAACAAAGAGGCUAAGGCAAGCUUGUUUUAAGGCUAGCUACAAGAAGAGGAAGCUCACGGGGAUGGUGGAUUCUCAUACUUCUUCUUCUUCUUCUAGCAGUAUCCGCACAAGUAAUACAAAUGCAACGACCCUAGAUUACUAUGGGACUUGGGAAGACAAAGAAGAAGAGGAGAUUAGGUCUCUCUUGUCUGGCUGUUUUUCUUGUUCUAAUAUAUUGCUCUAAAAUCUGAACGUCAAUAAGCUUGCUUGGUUAGGUCUUUCAAAAAGUACUUUUUAGAAAAUUUUACAUUCUUGUUUUCCGUGUUUUUUUAUUUUUACUGAAUUUUUUAAAUAUUUUAAGCAAGUUUUUUUACUUUUUUGACAUA
Molecule: messenger RNA, 1357 nt
Organism: Camellia sinensis
Lineage: Eukaryota; Viridiplantae; Streptophyta; Magnoliopsida; Ericales; Theaceae
Source: RefSeq, a predicted model, not a curated record